AUGGAGGCUUCGAGGAGGCUCGCCCCUUUGGCCCUUUUCAUCGUGUCAGCCCUGGCCCAGCUGCAUUCCACUGGGUCUGAAGGCAAAUCAAGUUGCACGGCCAGUCUGGGGGGCGCUAGCCAGUCUGAGGUCCACAAAGCUCUGCUCCUGCAACUCAAGCCCAAUGAGGACUGCACCUGGACAAUAGAGAGGCCAGAGCAAAAGAGCAUCAGGAUCAUCUUUUCCCACUUCCAGCUCGACUCAGAUGCAAGCUGUGAAAGAGAAUACAUUCAAGUCUUUGAUGGAAACUCCAGCCGGUCCGCCCUGUUGGGGAGGGUGUGCAGCAAGAGUCAGUACAUUCCUGUCUUUGAGUCAUCUUCCAACUCCCUGACCUUUCGGAUCGUCACCGACGCUGCCAGUAUUCAGAGGACUGCCUUCGUCUUCUACUAUUUUUUCUCUCCCGGCUCCUCUAUUCCAAAUUGCGGUGGUUACCUGGAUGGGACGGAAGGUUCCUUUACCAGCCCCUCUUACCCAAAGCCGCACCCUGAACUGGCUUAUUGUGUGUGGCACAUACAGGUGGAUGAGGGCUACAAGAUAAAAUUAAAAAUCAAAGAUAUUCUCCUGGAGGUGGACAAAGACUGCAGGUUCGACUUUGUGGCUGUUUACGACGGCGCCUCCACCUCUUCGGGCCUGGUGGGGAAGGUGUGUGGCACCACGGCGCCCACCUUCGAGUCCUCGUCCAACUCGCUGACCGUCGUGCUGUCCACAGACUACGCCAACUCCUAUCGGGGCUUCUCUGCCUCCUACACAUCGCUGUACGCCGAGAACAUCAACACCACAUCUUUAACUUGCUCUUCCAACAAGAUGCGAAUGAUCAUAAGUAAAUCCUACCUGACGAUGUUGAACUCUGCUGGACACAACUUACAACUGAAAGACCCAACUUGCAAACCCAAAAUAACAAAUGUAGUGGAAUUUUCUAUCCCUCUUGAUGAAUGUGGCACAAUAAAAAAGGUAGAAGAUCAUUCAAUUACUUACACCAAUAUCAUCACGUUUUCUCCAGUUCCAACUUCUGAAGUCAUCACCCGUCAGAAGCAUCUCCAGAUUAUCAUCAAGUGUGAAAUGCAGCAUAAUUCUACCGUGGAGAUGAUGUAUUUAACAGAGGACGACAUAACCCAAAAUGAAAAUGCACUGGGCAGAUAUAACACAAGCAUGGCUCUUUUCGUAUCCGAUUCUUAUGAAAAGCCUUUACUGGAGUCGCCGUACGAUGUGAAUUUGAACCAAACCCUCUUUGUUCAAGUCAGUCUCCACAGCUCCGACCCCAAUUUGGUGGUGUUUCUUGACACCUGCAGCACCUCUCCCACGUCUGACUUUGCGUCUCCGACCUACGACCUAAUCAAGAGUGGAUGUACUCAAGAUGAGACUUGUAAGGUGCAUCCCUUAUCUAGACACAAUGGAAGAUUCCAGUUUAAUGCCUUUAAGUUCUUGAGACAUCUGGGCUCCGUGUACUUGCGAUGUAUGGUCUUCAUCUGUGACAGUGGUGACCAGCAGUCUCGCUGCAACCAAGGUUGUGUCUCCAGAAGGAAAAGAGACAUUUCUUCUUACAAAUGGAAGUCUGAGUCCAUCAUCGGACCCAUUCGUGUGAGAAGGGAUCAAAGUGCUGGUGGAAGUUUCGAGCCACAGCACCGCACCCAGGUAGCCGGAACGCAGGACCAGACUUUCCAGCCUCUGCACGUGCUGUCGUUCACGGUGUUGGCGCUGAAUGCCGUGAUGGUGGCCGCACUCACAGUGAGGCACGCCGUGGCUCGGAGAACAGACCACAAGUACCAGAAGCUGCAGGGCUGCUAG
Molecule: messenger RNA, 1824 nt
Organism: Condylura cristata (star-nosed mole)
Lineage: Eukaryota; Metazoa; Chordata; Mammalia; Eulipotyphla; Talpidae
Gene: CUZD1
Product: CUB and zona pellucida-like domains 1
Exons: 9
Coding region: 1-1824 (607 amino acids)
Cellular component (GO): cell surface
Source: RefSeq, a predicted model, not a curated record